AUGGCAGGAAAUGUGCAAAAGAGCAAAUUACAGUAUGAAAUUAACAACCCAAAUUACAUGUACGUUUCCUCGCAGGAUGAUGAUAAACGCAUUAGAAGAGGUGGAGAUUGUAUCAGUGCUGUGUAUUUUCCCCAGCAGUCCUACACGUUUAGUCCAGCAAAUUUUGUCGUUGGACAGGUUAUAGCCCGGCCAAACGUUACGUCAUCCCCAGACUGUAAACAUGGUUACCUGCGAUACAGCAUUUAUGGCGUGAGUGACGUGUCUAACAUAGUACGAAUAGAUAACACAGGUUGGAUUCGAACCAGAUCCUCAAGCAAAGGAAGGGGUGACUUCCGUUUUACUGUACGUGCAGAAUGUGGCUUGGGAUCCAGUCUGGAACGCGCCGACGUCAACGUCAACGUAGCUGAUGACGGAAUCUGUGAUUUCCAAAACCUAUUAUCUGCAGACAGAACUCAACUACAGAGAACUGCCAAAAAACUUUGUUUUCAAUCAGAGACCAUCGAUUUAUAUAUUGAAGAGAAAAACAAAAACAACAUUGUGGGACAUCUAUCGAACUGUCUUAAAAAUAUAUCUGGAAUUGUAUUACAAAGAACGUACUAUGUUGAUUCAGAUGUAUUAACCGUUGACGAAGUCUCCUCAGAGAUGCGUUUGACUCGCGAGUUGGACAGAGAACACGAUUCCAACCUGAUCUCAGUCGAAGAUGUAAAGUGUGACAUUAAUUUCGUUCAAAGAAAUCUAAACUUUGUUAUUCUUGGUAGGAUUCGUCUGCAUGUGUCAGAUGUGAACGACAACCCACCAAUGUUUCAUGACACCAUGACGAAGGAAAUAAACGCCGGAAGUGAUAAAGACGUCGUGGAGGUGGUCGUAGAUAAAGACACUAAGGAUUUUUCAAAACAUGAUAUCAGUGUCUUGGUAGGCCAGGAAUACUGCCAUCCACUUCCGGUUCAAUGUUUUGAGGUUAAACGCCAACCAGACGACAGCGUUUGCAACUGCGCACAUACCGUCUGUAGAUUAAAGGUGAACAUCACACGCCCAGAAAAUUUCAACGCAGGCACUGACCAUUUUUGUAAAGUUCAAGUGAGCGAUCCUGCCAUGAUAAACUUGCCAGACUCUAACAACAACGGGGCAAUUCUCACCAUUAUUAUUCCAUCGGAGAAAUCUCGAAAAACAAUGAAGGAGUCGACCGUCAUCUUUUACACCAGGAUUUCGAGAAUGGCCUCUAGAUAUGCAAAGGUAUAUGAUUUCCCGAAUGAUGAGAAGGACGCUUUUGCUUUAUCUCGAGAUUCUAGUCGUGCUUUUCACGUCACGUUUUCUUCCGGGAUAGUUUAUGUAGAUGACGUUACGUUAUUACGUAAAUUAAACUCCCAAGUAAACUUGACGAUUAAUCAUGCACAUACUAUCACGCUAGUGGUGAAUAUAGAAGGCCCCCUCCAUCAUGUAGACGACAAUUUAUGUAAUGUAACAUGUGCAAGUUACAUGGAUGAGAUGUCGUGUAACUCGGGUUGCGGCCUUGGUUCUGUGGAUGGAAGAUGUCGCUGGCGAUCUGGAGACGAGAGAAGUUAUUCUCGGAAGUUUUCUACUUGUGUAUCGGAUCUACAAACGUGUACAGACCAUAUGUGUGAUGAUAGAGAAGCUCUAGAUAUUCUCAUUUGUCCACAAGACUGUACUACAUCGACGAUACGAGGAGAGGGGGCUCUUAACACGGACUACUCUCCCCCUCGGGGCAUUGACUCCGGAACCAGUCCUUGUUGGUGUAACUACGCCGGAGAGUGCUCAUGUUUUAGACCAUCCUCAUUUCAGAAGUUCAUUCCAACUUCCCAUAUAACGUUAAAAGUCGAGGAGAAACGACCAGUUAGAAAAAAUAACAUUGAAACUACAACAUGGCGACAAGAAUUCUCAGACUAUCCUUUUACACCAAAAGUCUCAUCUUCCACAGCACAGUCACGGAGGGACUCGGGUAUAGGGUGUGACUGGCACUGCCGCACCACCAUAGCGGCCGUCACAGGUUGUGUGGGCGCCAUCGUCUGCGUCAUAGUUCUAACAUGGCGGCUGAGGCGGAUUCAUUGUCAAAAGGGUCAACCUUUGAAACACGUGGGCAGUACUGUAUCAAUUUCCGGUGUCCCUUCAGAAUAUCACGAGGAUUAUCGGAUUCCCCAUACAUCUCCGCAAUGGUCCCCAAAACGAUCACCAGAUUAUAGCACGGCUGGUGAAGAUCAUAAAUGGGAAUUUCCUCGUGAUAAAUUAAUACUAGACGAGACCGUGGGGGAAGGAGAGUUUGGACGUGUUGUCAAGGCUAAAGCUUAUGGAAUGGAUGGUCGUGAAGACUAUAAAUGUGUAGCUGUCAAGAUGCUGAAAAAUUGCGAUUCCAAUGGUGAGCUACAGGAUUUAUUGUCAGAAUACAAUCUUUUGAAGGACAUCGACCACCCUAAUGUCAUAAAACUACUGGGCGCCUGCACCAGAAACGGUCCAUUCUACGUGAUAGUCGAGUACUGUGAACACGGUUCACUUCUUCAGUAUCUCAGGAACUCAAGGUUGGAGGAGAACGGUUACAUAAAUCAUAGGAGCAGACGAUACUUCCGGUUCCAGUCAGAGAGCGGGGAUUCCACAGAGCCGGAAUUAUUGAAUAUCAGAGAUCUUUUGUCGUUUGCUUGGCAGAUCUCAAAAGGAAUGCAAUAUCUCAGUGAGAUCAAGCUUGUACAUCGGGAUUUAGCUGCAAGGAACGUCUUGGUUGGUACCGGGAAAGUAUUGAAAAUCUCUGAUUUUGGUCUUACUAGAGAUGUGUAUGAAGCCGAUACCUAUCUCAAAAGAAGUAAAGGAAGGAUACCUGUUAAAUGGCUGGCCCCUGAAUCUUUGUAUGCCCAAAUAUAUACCACACAGAGCGACGUAUGGUCAUUUGGCAUAGUGUUGUGGGAAAUUGUCACAUUAGGGGCCCCACCUUAUCCCGGUGUUCCACCAGAGAGACUGUAUAACCUACUGAUAGCAGGCUAUAGGAUGGAUCGGCCGGAGGGAUGCUCUGAUGAACUGUAUGCAGUAAUGCAGAAAUGUUGGAAAGCAGACCCAACUGAGCGACCUGUGUUUUCCAAUUUAACUGCCAUUUUUGACGGAAUGCUCCAACAAAGAACUGAAUACUUAGAGCUUACUGGAGGAUUCGAAAAUGUUGAUACAGAUCUUUUUGAUAGAUGUCCAGAUUCAAAUGAAAACAGACGAGAUGGUAAAAAUUCCACGGAAAGAAAAGCAUUUAAUAUAUCUGGUAAAGACGAUACCGGAUCCGGAAAUCCGUACUUAACACCGGCAUCCCGGAAUGAUAUGACACUAGAAAGGUGUACCGUGCAACAGUGUGAAUCUAGUCCUGAGAGUGGUGUUCAAAAUGACGGAGAAAAUAUAGCUUUAUUGUUAGAGUGCCGAACGGCUGUUUUCUCAAAUUCAUUGGAAAGUGAAGACGAAGAUGUUGCCUUAAAGCAACCGUUCCAAGCUGUGGCGUAGUGGUAUUCUGAGGAUCUACCCGCACUGAACAUGUUCAGUUUUCCCGGAAAUUUUUCUAAUAUUGGAUAGAUACAAGUAUCACAUGUUUUGAGUCAUCUGGGUUUGAUAAGAGAAGCUUGUAAAUCAGAGAAGGUUCAUUAACCGGCAGUUGAUGUACAUAUGAGUGGUUUAAAGGAUGUAAUAUUAUAUUGCUUUGUUUUUCGUGAUAUUAUCGUUAUCCGCUGCUGAUCGCAUGCUAAAAAAUCUUGUCCAUAAACAGAGCUCUAUCAAAAUAAAAUUAUAGCUAAAUCGGUUCUUUAACAUCAUUUGCCCCCUUUUUAUAAACUACUAUGUAUUUUUUUUAAAUUGGACCUUUGUCCUUUUUCAUUAACAUGAACAUAUUUUAAACACAUUUGAGAACUUAAUUCUUAUUCUGAUUCAAACUAGAAUACCAAUACCAAGAUAUAUAAAAUGACACACUGAUGCAUUCCGACCAAGAAAGAAAAUAAAUAUCUAUCUUUGACAAAGAAACUUUUUGCCCCUUUACAACAUUCAUUGAUUUGCACAAGUAGUUGAUGGACAAGGAUUGGAUGUCUACCGAGCGUCCAUUACAGCUAGUUCAGUCCACAUCUCUUGGGACCUGUAACUUUAUUCUGUAGUCAAAUGUACAGAAAGUUUUUCUCAUUAGUUCUUGAAUUUUCUCUGUCUCUCUAAAAAACAUAUUUUUUGAUAUCUUUAUAAUCUUUUCUAGGUGUAUUGGUUUAAAAUGAAAAAAAAAUAUUCAUAUGAGGGUAAUACUUACAUGUAGUGCAUGUAAUUCAAAAGAGUGAAAAUAUAUGAUGAAUACAUGUACUAUCAUUGAUACAGUAACUGGAUAAGCUCAUUUUACCCAACUUGUCCAAUUGUGUCUGCAUAUUCUUACUUUUUUUGAAAAGUAAUUUUGAAAGUCUUUUGUCUAAGUAACUUCCAACUGCAUAGUGACUUUUUAUGUAGGUUUAACAUGAUGCUUCCCCAAUCAUAUUUGUAAUUGAUAAUGCAUCAUCUCUACUCCUUGCGUUGAGAUUAAUGGAGGAUAUUCACGUGAUCUCAAUAUUUAAAAAUUUUCAUUGGAUAUCCGGUUAUUAUCCUCUCUUGUUCUUUAACAUGUUUUUUGUAUGUUGUUUCCUGUGAGUUCGACAUGCUUGCUGUAUAUGCAUUAUUAGUCGUGAUAACUUUGCGACAUUAUCAAAUAUGACAUUUACUGUUAAAAUGAAUCUAAGUGUUACCAUUCUGAUGCUGAUUAUAUGAAAAAUAAAAAUUCUGAAUUGUUUUA
This is a messenger RNA of Saccostrea echinata, 4774 nucleotides long. RefSeq names its product proto-oncogene tyrosine-protein kinase receptor Ret-like. Gene Ontology annotation, molecular function: calcium ion binding; ATP binding; transmembrane receptor protein tyrosine kinase activity. The transcript is spliced from 21 exons. Gene Ontology annotation, biological process: protein phosphorylation; multicellular organism development; positive regulation of kinase activity. Bases 1 to 3483 code for a protein of 1160 amino acids. NCBI's taxonomy places the organism in Eukaryota, Metazoa, Mollusca, Bivalvia, Ostreida, Ostreidae. Gene Ontology annotation, cellular component: plasma membrane; signaling receptor complex; axon. The record is from RefSeq and is a predicted model, not a curated record.